AUGUGCAGCAAGGACCAGAUAACUCAUAUCCUGGGCAAGAUCAAUGUGGGGCUGCCGUCGUGGUCGCGCAGCGUGGAGGCGGCGGAGGCGGCGCGCGCGCGCCUCGUGCGCUGGGCGUGCGGCGAGCCUGCCGCCGAGCACGAGCCGCCCAGGAAGAAGAUGCCACACGCGCUGCGCAGGCGUUGGCCGCUCUGCCCCUGCUUCCAGAAUGACGAGCCCCCCGAGAUCACUUACUGCGUCGUCGGGGGCGAGGGUGGUCUCGCUCUGCAGGCGGUCACCCCCACGCACCCCAUGCCGCCGCAGGACGAGCUGGACGCCAAGUUCGCCGAGCUGGUGGAGGAACUGGACCUGACGGCCGUGAACAAAGCGGCCAUGAUGGACCUGCCGGCCGCGAAGAAAUGGCAGAUCUACUGCAGCCGUCGACCGCCACCAGGCGCCCCGCCGUUGGCCACCGCGCCACAGGUCGAGGAGUACAUCAAGGCACUUGGAGAAAUCGCCGAGGCCUUUUCCGCAACCGAAGGCGUGCUGCCAGCAGAGGCGUGCGCCUUGGUGGACGGUUUGAAGACCGCCCUCCGCACCAGGGCGCACAGUUUCGUUCUACGUUUCAUCAAACAGGGUGGGCUCACCGCCCUACUGGAGGCCUUGCAGCGUGCCCCAAGGGACGACGCUUUGACCAGGCACAAUCUCAUCGCUGCCAUUAAGGCCCUCAUGAACAACUCCACCGGCCGAGCGCACGUGCUUGCGCAUCCCACUAGCAUCGACCUGAUCGCCCAAUCCCUGGACACGGAGAACGUGAAGACCAAGGUGGCAGCCCUGGAGAUCCUGGGCGCUGUGUGCCUCGUGCCCGGCGGUCACAAGAAGGUUCUGGAGGCGAUGGUCCACUACCAGAAGUACGCGGGCGAGCGCGCCCGCUUCCAGGGCGUGGUGAACGAGCUGGACCGCUGCACGGGCGCCUACAGGGACGACCUGGGCCUCAAGACGGCCAUCAUGUCCUUCGUCAACGCUGUCCUGAACUACGGGCCCGGCGAGGACAGCCUCGAGUUCCGCCUGCACUUGAGAUACGAGCUCCUCAUGCUGGGGAUACAGCCCGUGAUCGAGAAGCUGCGCAAGUACGAGAACGAGACGCUCGACCGGCACAUCGGCUUCUUCGAGAUGGUCCGCGGCGAGGACGAGCGCGAGCUGGCGCGCCGCUUCGACCGGCAGCACGUGGACACGAAGAGCGCCGCCGCCAUGUUCGAGCUGCUGCGCCGCAAGCUCAGCCACACGGCCGCCUACCCGCACCUGCUGUCGCUGCUGCAGCACAUGCUGCUGCUGCCGCUGGAAUACAACCCGCACUCGCAGCACUGGCUGCUCCUGGACCGCGUGGUCCAACAGCUGGUGCUGCAGCAGGCGUCGGCCGGCAGCCGCGCCGCGUCCGACCAGGGCAGCCUCAAGGACGACGCGUCCGACAAUACCAAGGUCUACGACCCCGACAUAGCGCCUUUGGAGAUCAACGUCGGCGAGAUAGUCCACCUGCUGGCUAAGGAGGAGGAACUAGUCGCAGCCAGGACGAAAGCGGAGAACCUCGAGAGGGAGAACGUAGACCUGGCCACGGAGUUGGCGAAGAAGGAGAAACAAGUCGACGAGCGGUCGCAAGAGAAGGAGGAGUUGGAGGGAGUCGUGAAGAGACUGAAGGAGAGGCUGGAGAGGGAGACUGCGGCGCACAUGGAGUGCACCGAGAGGGCGCACCAGCUUGACCAGCAGCUGAGCCACGAGAGAGCGGAACGGGCGAGGUUCGAGAAACUAGUCAGUGAGGGCAGCAUACCCGACGAUGCUAAGGUGAGCAACCUGAAGAGCGCGGUGAUAGAGUCCUGCUCGGCCCCGCCCCCUCCGCCGCCGCCGUCGAUCCGCCCCCCGCCCGCCCCCCCGGCGCCCCCUCCGCCCUCCGCGCCCCUUCCCGCUCCCCCCGCGCCCGCCCCCCGCCCCAAGAAGCACGUGCCCACCCCCGGCAACCCGCUGAAGAGCUUCAACUGGAGCAAGCUGCCAGACGCCAAGCUGCACGGCACCAUAUGGCAGGAGCUGGACGACAGCAGGCUCUACUCGGCGAUAGACCUGCACUCGAUAGACAGGAUGUUCUGCGCGUACCAGAAGAACGGUGUCCAGAACGAGGGUUCCGUUGAGGACCUGAGACAGUUGGGCUCGAAGCCCCGCACCAAGAUCCUCACCGUGAUAGACGGCCGACGCGCCCAGAACUGCACCAUCCUACUUUCCAAGCUCAAGAUGACCGACGAGGAGAUAUGCCGGGCGAUCCUGAAGAUGGACAAGGACGAACAGCUGCCCAUCGACAUGGUGGAGCAACUGCUGAAGUUCACUCCGAGCGCGGAGGAGGCAGCACUGCUCGAGGAGCACCAGGAUGAGCUGGACAGCAUGGCGCGCGCAGACCGGUUCCUGUACGAGAUCUCCAAGAUACCGCACUACUCGCAGCGCGUGCGCACCCUGCUGUUCAAGAAGAAGUUCGCCGGCGCCGCCGCUGAAGCGACCAACCGCGCGUCGGUGGUGCUCAGGGCCGCGAGGGACAUGACCCGCUCUAGAAGGCUCCGGGCGCUGCUGGAGAUAGUCCUGGCGCUCGGCAACUACAUGAACCGGGGUGCCCGUGGCAAUGCAUCAGGAUUCAGGCUGACUUCGCUGAACAAAUUGGCCGAUACCAAAUCCAGCGUCACGCGGAACACCACCCUGCUCCACUUCCUAGUGGAGAUGCUGGAGACACAGUUCCGCGACGUGCUGCUGCUCGAGGAGGACCUGCCGCACGUGCGCGCCGCCGCCAAGGUGUGCGUGGAGCAGCUGGAGCGCGACGUUGCCGCGCUUCGCGGCGGGCUGCGCGAGGUCGCGCGCGAGCUCGAGUGGCACGCCGGCAGAGCGGCAGCGGCGCACGACGCGUUCGUGCCCGUCAUGCGCGACUUCCACGCGCACGCGGUCUGCUCGUUCACCCAGCUCGAGGACCUGUUUCAGGACAUGAAGAGCCGCCUGGAGGCGUGCGCGCACGCGUUCGGCGAGGAGGCGAGCGCCUCGCCCGAGCAGCUGUUCGGCGCGAUGGACGCCUUCCUCGCGCAGCUGGCGGAGGCGCGCGCCGAGUGCGACGCCGCCAGGAGGCGCCGCGACGACGAGGAGCGCCGCACCAGGCACGAGCAGGAGCUAAAGAAGCGCACGAUGGAGCGCAAGCAGGCGUCCAGCCUCCUCAGCUCCGUCGGCAAGUCGCUGGCGAAGGCGAACGGGGGGCCCGAAUGCAACGGCCAGGCGGGCGGGGAGGGGGGGCGCGACGCGGCGGCGCACCAAAAGGGCGAGUUCGACGACCUCAUAUCCGCCCUGCGCACGGGCGACGUGUUCGGCGACGACGUGGCCAAGUUCAAGAGGUCGCGGAAGGCGUCGAGGGCGCACAAGGGCCGCGACUCCCCCCCGAGGCCCGCCCGCCGCGAGGAGUCGCGCGAGCGCCACAAGAAC
Iphiclides podalirius (scarce swallowtail) is the source of this 3477-nucleotide messenger RNA. The record is from the annotation of a GenBank genome assembly. NCBI's taxonomy places the organism in Eukaryota, Metazoa, Arthropoda, Insecta, Lepidoptera, Papilionidae.